CCCUCCAUAUCAUGUGAUUCAGGUGUUCCAAUCCCCUCCAUAUCAUGUGAUUCAGGUGUUCCAAUCCCCUCCAUAUCAUGUGAUUCAGGUGUUCCAAUCCCCUCCAUAUCAUGUGAUUCAGGUGUUCCAAUCCCCUCCAUAUCAUGUGAUUCAGGUGUUCCAAUCCCCUCCAUAUCAUGUGAUUCAGGUGUUCCAAUCCCCUCCCAAUCAUGUGAUUCAGGUGUUCCAAUCCCCUCCAUAUCAUGUAUUCAGGUGUUCCAAUCCCCUCCAUAUCAUGUGAUUCAGGUGUUCCAAUCCCCUCCAUAUCAUGUGAUUCAGGUGUUCCAAUCCCCUCCAUAUCAUGUGAUUCAGGUGUUCCAAUCCCCUCCAUAUCAUGUGAUUCAGGUGCUCCAAUCCCCUCCCAAAUCAUGUGAUUCAGGUGUUCCAAUCCCUUCCAUAUCAUGUGAUUCAGGUGUUCCAAUCCCCUCCCAAUCAUGUGAUUCAGGUGUUCCAAUCCCUUCCCAAUCAUCUGAUUCAGGUGUUCCAAUCCCCUCCAUAUCA
This is a messenger RNA of Staurois parvus, 540 nucleotides long. The record is from the annotation of a GenBank genome assembly. Lineage: Eukaryota; Metazoa; Chordata; Amphibia; Anura; Ranidae.